Talpa occidentalis (Iberian mole) is the source of this 2950-nucleotide messenger RNA. It is a transcript of the gene COXFA4, whose product is annotated as NDUFA4 mitochondrial complex associated. Bases 134 to 388 code for a protein of 84 amino acids. The record is from RefSeq and is a predicted model, not a curated record. Lineage: Eukaryota; Metazoa; Chordata; Mammalia; Eulipotyphla; Talpidae. The transcript has 4 exons.
CCCUUCUCGCCUAGGGGCCUUCAGGUAGGAGGUCCUGGAUGACUUUGGACGUCCGCACUGACUAGGAGCGGUGACUUCGAUCGGCCUUGCAGGCUUGUUCUCAUCUUCCCGGCCCAAGGUCUCUCCCGCAGCCAUGCUCCGCCAGAUCUUCAAUCAGGCCAGGAAGCACCCUAGCUUGAUCCCACUCUUCGUGUUUAUUGGAGCGGGAGGUACUGGCGCAGCGCUCUAUGUCAUGCGUCUGGCUUUGUUCAAUCCAGAUGUCAGUUGGGACAGAAAGAAUAACCCAGAACCCUGGAACAAAUUGGGUCCCAAUGAUCAAUACAAGUUUAUUCUAGAGAAAAUGAGUCUACAUCCAACCAUUAAAAUGGAAGACAAAAAUAGGACAUGAUCCUUCAUCAAAGGUCAUAUUGGAGUCUUUGGAAAUGCAUAGUUCAAAAAGCUCCGUGGGUGACUGAUAAUUCCAGUUACCAGUGCCCUUGAACAUGCUAUGUAAACUGAGAAUGGAACGUUGAAGCUAUGUAACUGAAACAGUGAGAAGCUAUGUAAACUGAAAAUGGAACGUUGCUGCAACCAAAGUCUAAUGUGUUGGAAUAGAUUGGGUUUUGGAUAGUUAUUCACUGGUGUUAGUGAUUGGAAAGAUGGAUCAUAGUACAUAAUGGCAAAAUAUUUAAUAAAAUUGAUCUAACAUGGUACGUAAACCCUGUUCCUAAGGAACUUCUUAUAGAAAAAGAUUUGGAAACAAGAAUUUAGUGUGCUAAUGCUGAGUAUGUUUGCCAAAAGAUGAGCUAACAGAAGAAAUGGGAGAUUUGUCAAGAGAAAUAAGUGGAAACCAAACCCAGAGACUUGAAAAGGGUAAAGUAAAUGAAGCCUGCUACUGCUGCUCAACCCAGAUAAUGAAUUAGACCAUAUUUUUCUGUCAUUCACUGACCCUCAUUUGAAAAAUUUCUUUUUAUGGUCCAUUGACAUCAAGCUUGGCCAUGUGACUUGCUCUGCCAAAUUAUAAGUGAGGAGAAGUACAUCUGCUACUUUUGAACCAGUGUCUGGCUUCCUCAUUGUUCUUUCCUGUCCUGAGACCAGAUGAACUACUCAUUCAUCCCAGGAUUGAAUGAAGAUAACAUGGAGCAGUCUUUUUAUAAAUGGCAUACAAUGAGUGAAAAAUAAACCUUUGUUGUUGCAAGCCACUAAGAUUUGGGAGUUAACUUAAAGUCUAACAAAAGCCAACUAAAUGCAAACAAGGGAGGGAUUAAAAUAGAAUUUUAAGCAUCAAAGACCCAACAACAUUUCUCACCUGACUGCCCUAUACCGUGCCUUCCCAACUGUCCUCUAUACCGUGCCUUCCCAACAUCCCUCCAGAGACCUUUAAGGUAGCCAUGAUUAAAAUGAGAAAAAGGAUAAAGACAUAAAAGCUGAAAAAUAUAGCAGAUUUGAAAUUUAAAUUCUACAGGGAAUUUUGAUACUGGCAUAUGGAACUGAAUAGAAACUCCAGAAAUCUGUUUAGUUUUGAGAAAACUGGAAAGGUACCGUGACCUUCCCUUUCUGCCUGGGUAUAGAGCCAUAAUCCAGCCACUUACUCAGUUUUUGGCAAUUCGUAAAACUUCAGUUGCCUCUUUUAUGAAGGAAGAAUGAAUAAGGUUAUAAUUAAGUUAACCAUAAAACAUUCUGACCACAGUGCCUGCAGCUAUUCAAAAAGCCCAAUAAAUGUUUAUUUUUUUAAGUAUUAUUUUCUAGUUUCAGUUGCUUCAUAAGAGAACACUGCCAGAAUGAAAAAUACUGCUUUAUGGCUUAUACAUAAUUCCUUUUUUUAAAAGUCCAUGUAUGUGUAUCUUGAGGAUAACCUUUAUAGCCUAGGAUUUUUUUUGUAGGUCAAGUAAAAUAAGAAUUUUUCAGUUAGAAGUGAAGAGGUUAGCUUUGUUCGGAAAAAUAAAGGUUUGAAGAAAAAUGGACUUAGAUUUUUGAACUUCUUGCUUUAUAAAAAGCCAGAAGAAAAAGUUUGAUGUUUCUGCAGUUUCAGCAUUAGUAUUUUUGGAGUUAAAUGAUAUAAUCUUUAAUUUUAGCACAACCUCUGUCAUUUUUUUUGUUUUUGGCACAAGACUGAGCAAACCCAAGAUUGUAGUCUUAUUUGGGCUUAUGUGCAAAUCUUAGUGCUUUCUUUGUAGAAACUCGGGAACAGAGUUCAAAGAUAAAUCAUUAAAGUUCAAAUUUGAACAGUGUCAAAUAAAAAUCAUUAAAGUUACUGAGAGGGCAAUUUUUUAAGGCAAUAAUAGUCUUAUUUCUAAAAUUAAUUUUAAUUGCAUAUAAGGAAUUUUCAGAAAUUAUAGCUUUUAACUGUGCAGUUAUUUGAAUAAGAUACUUAAAAACAAAAAUAAAGUAUUAUGUAAAAGCUCUUUUUACUAUAGGAUGGCCUAGUGUUGGUUUGAUACUGAUGAAGUCUGUCUUAGAAAAUUAAGGAAACUUCUAAAUGAGAGAGAAAAUGGAAAAACCAUUGCAGCAAGUCAGUUUGUAGGUGAGAAGUUAAUGUAAGCAAACAACAAAGCAUUACCUUAUAUUGCUAGCCUAUUUUUGUUGCUAUAAAUCUCUUACUUAAAUUACAGCACUUCACUAAUCAAGUAAGGAUGAUAAUCCUUAGUAUUCCUCUAUUUUGGACAGUCACCCAUUCAAUUAGAGAUGGAAGUGAAAGCAUAAGAAUUGAAGUAUUAGAAGACAUUCUUACUCACUGUGAAAUUAAAGAAUUUUUUGUUUCUAACAUACUAACACUUCUAAAGUAUAUUAAAUAUUUUAACCUCACUAAAACUAUCAUUAAAGGACUGAAAUGUUAGUAUCUUUUACAUUGUUAAUAUUCUUGAUAAAAAAUUAAUGUCUGUAAUGUUACUACAGAAAGUUGAAUAAAAAUAAUUUUAAAACUUACCAUCUCUGUGUAUUUUGACAGAUUAUCUAAAAUAUCUUUUUUCUU